AUGAACGAAGUGAUUUUUCGUCUGCCAUUUGAAAUCAAUGAUGAUGAACUUGGUCCAUGGGAUGUUCUGCUUAGUGAUUUUGCGAUUAGAGAUAUGCGAGUGUUGGAUCCUCUUGCGAUUAAGGCAGUCACGGAGAAACUAAUGCAGAUAUCAAGCGGAAAAUGGAAAAAGCACAAACUCCAGCAUACAGUGGAAUCUCACUCUCAAAUCGUACCUAUUUAUGUGGCAGAGCUUCCAGAUAAUGAUGGAUUGAAAAUUCUCUGGCAGGUUGAUUAUGGAUUUUCUGUUCGUAACAGUUCAUUCAUCCAGUAUGUGGAGGUUUGGGCAGUCACUAAAAACCAGAAGCAAAUUACGGAUAUAUUAAAAAAUACAGAAUUACUUCAUAAAGUCUACACUUCUGAACAUAAACACCGUUGUACCUUUCAACAGACCAGCAAAGAUGAUAUCAUUUUACCUGUAACCUUUGGAGGUGAGGAAGUAACAAAGUCUACCGAGCGCAGAUUGAGUAGUAACCAAAUGGAUGAUGAAAAUUUGUUAAAGAUCCAUGAAAUGCUUACUACAAAUAAGUUUGUUCCAUUAUCAAAGGACUUGUUUAAGUCACUUGUCAGGGGUGGCACUGACUUUACUUUUCAAGUAUCUGAGCUUGAGCACAAAAUUAUCAACCAUCCCACAUCAGCAAUUGUUGUUGGUCGUUCUGGAACUGGCAAAACCACAUGUAUUGUGUUUAGGCUUCUUGCUUCGUAUCUGAAAAGCCAUCUCAAUAUGAUAUCAUCUUCAAAUGACAAUGGUGGGAAUUCUCAGAAAAGGCAAAUAUUUAUCACAUUGAGUGAAAACUUGUGCUGCAGAGUAAAGGAACACUUCAACAAACUGCGAGAGUCCGCAUUAUUUGCUAAUGAAAAGAUGUCAGAAGCUCAAUUUCACGAGUAUGUGCGUAGAAAAGGGGAGGAAAAUGUUAAUUUAGAUGCAAAUGACACAAAGCUUGAAGAGGAAGAUAUGCUGAAUGACAUUCCAAACUCAUUCCAUUAUAGUAAACUGACAGAUGACUAUUUCCCAUUGAUAAUUACUUACAAAAAGUUUAUCCAAAUGCUCCAGGGAACUUAUGGCAUUGAUUUUCAGAAUCCAGCCAAACAACCAAAAUUUAAUGAAAAUGAUAAUGAUAUAGAGAGAUUAUUACACCAACAAGACUUUAUCAGUAGUGUGUCAGAUGCAUCAUGGAGACACUUUGUAGACUAUAAUCUCUUUGCAAAUAAAUAUUGGCCUCAUUUCAAUGAUUAUUAUAGGAAAAAUCUUGAUUGUGGGUUGGUAUUCUCCGAGUUUGCCAUUAUCAAGGGCUCUAAUCUGGAGGGUAAGCAUCUAUCAAGAGAGGAAUAUCAAGAAAUCAGCACCAAGAAAUACCCAGCAUUUUGUUACAAUCGUGGUGAAAUUUAUGACUUAUUCCAAGAAUAUCAGAGAAGAAAGUCUAGAAAUUUUGACUAUGACUCAAUAGAUAUGACUAUUGAUAUUUUACGCUGUGCUAAAACAAUAUCACUUAAUUCAUUGCAUAUUCAUGAACUGUAUAUUGAUGAGUGUCAGGACAACAACAUUGUAGAUUUAUCACUUAUUUUAAAACUUUUUGAAUUUGCUGACAGCAUUUUUUUGGCCGGAGAUAUAGCACAAUGUAUUGCAAGAGGUUCAUCUUUUCGGUUUCAAGAUCUGAAGGCUUUAAUACAUGAUUGGGAGGUUGAUCGAUUCAAUGUCAUUCACAAUAGGCCUAGAAACAAAAAACCAAAACAACCAGAACUGUUUGAAAUGAAGAUUAAUUACCGUUCACACAAUGGGAUUCUUAAACUUGCUUCAUCAGUGAUUGAUCUUAUCACUCACUUUUUUCCCGAUUCCAUUGACCAGCUGUCACGUGAAUGUGGCGAAGUUGGUGGUCCUCGACCUAUUGUCUUCAAUGGGGUUGAGGCUGAACAAUUCUAUUUUCAUGUCUUCUCUAUGGGUGAGGGUACAAGUAACAUUGAGUUUGGUGCUGAGCAGGUCAUUAUUGUGCGUGAUGAUGAAACUAGAAAACGAGUGAAGAAAAAAAUUGGUAAUGCAUUUGUAUUGAUAUUGACAGUGUUUGAGUCCAAGGGCAUGGAGUUUAAUGAUGUGUUCUUGUAUAAUUUUUUUGCUGAUUCAUUUGCACAUUCAAAGUGGCGAGUAAUUUUCUCUGCUUUUGGCAACCAUUCAAAAGGAAUUCAAGACUUUUAUCAUGAAAAGCAUUACAUCCUUUCCUCAGAGCUUAAAAAUCUUUAUGUUGCAGUAACAAGAGCACGUCAGAGAAUUUGGAUAUAUGAUGAAAACACUGUAUCAAGGGAGCCAAUUUGCAUGUAUUGGGAGCACCAUGGAUUGAUCAAUAUAAUUGUGAAUGAAAAUGAAAAUGAUACUUUAUCUAAUUUGGAUGAGGAAGGAAGUGGUAGCCCAUAUCAACAUCACUCUAAACAAGCAAAAAUUGCUUUGUCUACUUUGGCUGAGAAAAAGAAAAGCGGACCAGAUGAAUGGAAUCAGCAAGGAAAUAAUUUUUUUGAAAGACAGCAAUAUGACCAGGCUGUUUUUUGCUUCAAAAAAAGUAAAAAUAAAGAGAAUGAAGAGUUAGCAGAAGCAUAUCUUCUUCAGCAGGUUGCCAGAGAUUCUAUAUAUGAUGAUGAUGAUGCUGCUGUGGAUACCAAUUUUGUUCGUGCUGCUGAGGCCUUCAUAAAAUGUUCAAUGCCAAUUGAAGCAGCUUCAUGCUAUCAGGAGAUCAGUAUGCAUGAAAAAGCUGGUGAUGUUUGUGUAGAGUAUGGUAUGCUUGAGCAUGCUGCUGAUUGUUAUUUUAAAGCCAAAAAAUGGGAUAAAGCAGGCACUAUUUAUCUAAAGUUGGAGAAGUAUAACAAAGCAUUUAUUGCUUAUAAAAAUGGUAAAUUUUAUAAAGAAGUAAAUACUUUGGUGCAAAGAUACAGGCAAAAAAUUGAUGAGAAUCAUAUUAGCACUCAUUAUCGAUCUGUUGCCAGAGGACUAUGCUCAUGUGGCAAGUUUGAAGAGGCCAUUGAUAACAUCAUCAUCUUGAAAGAGGCCAAUUCAGAAGACCUCGAAGUGUUAAAGUGCAUCUUACAUCUAUGCAGGGUUAAUAUAAUAAAAAAUAUAUUGACAUUUUCAAAUACCAAAGAAGUAGUAAAUAGCCUCUUUUACAUGGCAAAAAAUUUUGUCAAGAAAUUCAAAUCACAAUUAUUAGAAAAAUCUGAGCAAUGGAAAAGCUUGAUGAAAGAAAUUCAAUUAUACUCAGCUUAUUUAAAUAAGGACCUCAAUAGUGCUAAUGAGUGUAUACAAUUUUUUAGAAAUAAUCAAGAGCCUGUUACUGAAUUUUGUGCAGUAAAUAUAUGUCUGCAAAUCAUUCCUCAAUCAGUAGAGCACUGGCAUGAAUGGCUUCAAUGUCUGUUAAGGUUAUGUGAACUAACUUUUCUUUUUAUAGCACCACAUCAAAAUGCUGACAAUGUUAAGAAAAUUCAUAAGUAUUUAAAGGAGAUUUUCUUUGUAAAAAGUGAUUCACAUGAAUGGAAAGUUUUUUUAAGCAACCCAUUCCUUAAUAUAUGGGACAAAAAUAUUCAACAUAAAAUCACAGAUGAUGGGCAUGUUUAUAAUAUAAAUAGUUUGCACAUGAAAAUGAAGCAAUUCCUUGCCUCAUAUAUCUUUAAGCUCAUCUGUGAUGUUGACAAGAAAAGUAGACAAAUUCCAAAUAUAUAUUCCCAUAUCUGUCACUGUCAAAACUCAAGUUGUGAAAAUCAUCAUGCAAUCCCAACACCAUUAAUUCUGAAACAACACUUGGAACUUGUAAGCCUUAACCAUACUAUUAUUCAACAGAUAGAUAUAAUGUACCAUUGCAAGGGGCUUCUUAGCAAGGAGCAAAGUGAAAAAGUUCCUGGGAUGCAAGGGUGGUGGACUGAAAAACUAGUUGAAAUUCGUAUUCGUUAUCUAUCACCACAAAUAAGCUGCCCUGAAAUGUCUCGGAUGAUGCUUUCAAAACUUCUUAUACACACAUAUUCUGGUUUUAUCAGUUAUGUUCAAAAUAUAUGGAUAACUAAAGAGCUCAAGGUUGACAACUUUGCAGUCAUGCUAAAAUGCAUAUUUAUUCUACAACAGCUAAAGGACAAGCAGGGCAUUGAUAUGUUUGAUUUGGAAAUGUCAAAAAUAAAAGAGCUUUCACAACCUGAUGAAUCACUCAUUGGUUUUGAGGAGUACCAUGGGUACAAAUAUUAUGAAGUAAUUCCAGUUGGAAAACGACUUUCAUUACUCUUUGAGCAUCUCUAUAAAAACUAUGUUAUUGAUGCAAUUUUACAUGCAGGUGUGUUUAUUCAAUAUGCUUUAGACAAUACCAAAAUGGUCCAUCUGGAUAACUCUGAUUCUUUAGGUGAUCUUGUAUCUCUUAUGGAGUUUAAAAUGUCUUUGGUUUUCAUGGCUAGUCCUGAAUAUUGUGAUUUUUGUCUUCCUCUAGCAUAUCUUGUUAAUUAUUUUAAAGCAUUCACUGUGAAGCCACUCUUUUUUAAUCUUAAUCAAAAAAACUCUUAUUACAAAGAGGAUUAUCUAGCUGCAAUCAAUGAUUCUUUUAAUCAAGUUAAACAACUUCUGGAACAGGAGGCAAUGUCACUUUUUCACCUUAUGAAAAUUUUGAAUGAAGACUUAAAAGAAAAUGGCCUUGACUCUCUAGUUAUUGUCCAUUAUAAUUGGGGUGGGAUCUCAAAAUUUUCCAAAUAUGAGAGCCAUGGUAUUGUAAAACUUACAUACUCUUCUAUUGAUGAAUUCAAUUCUGCUCUUCAACAAAUAUCACCAUCCAUUGCUGUUGUUUUUGAUAAUAUUUGGCACCAGGAUAUUUUUAAAGAGAAUGAAGGAAGAGGUUCAAUUGUAGAUUCAAUUAUGAAGCUAAAUGAGAUGCAGUGCAAAAUGGAUGGAACCAAAGUCAAGUUACAUAAAAGAAUUAAUAAUUCUCCUGAUAUGGAUAUUGCUGAAGAAUGUGUUGACCUGUUGGAAGAACUUGAGCUUACCCAUUAUGAAAAUAUUAAGCAAGCAUUGAAUUCAUUGUCACCAACUUGGGAUGUAAAGGAAUCCAAGCAAGAAGAUGUCGAAUGGUUAGAAAAUAAAUUACAAGAGGUGGACAAUAUAAUUAAUCAGGUUUAUAAAUGGCUUGAUGAGUGCAAAGACGUAAUGAAUUAA
Molecule: messenger RNA, 5202 nt
Organism: Entrophospora sp. SA101
Lineage: Eukaryota; Fungi; Glomeromycota; Glomeromycetes; Entrophosporales; Entrophosporaceae
Source: the annotation of a GenBank genome assembly